This is a messenger RNA of Mucor mucedo, 1393 nucleotides long. Its product is annotated as Thiolase, N-terminal domain-containing protein. Lineage: Eukaryota; Fungi; Mucoromycota; Mucoromycetes; Mucorales; Mucoraceae. Gene Ontology annotation, molecular function: acetyl-CoA C-acyltransferase activity. Gene Ontology annotation, biological process: fatty acid beta-oxidation; phenylacetate catabolic process. The record is from RefSeq and is a predicted model, not a curated record. The transcript has 2 exons. Gene Ontology annotation, cellular component: peroxisome. Bases 53 to 1300 code for a protein of 415 amino acids.
UUUUUCUUUUCCGUUUUUCUUUUUAAUACAUAUCAUAUAUAUAUAUAUAAAAAUGGCUUCUCGUCUUCAACAAGUUUCUGGUCACUUGGCCCCUACCGACGGUGUCGCCAACAAGAUUGGUGUGAAAUCACCCGAAGACAUUGUCAUUGUAUGUGCUGUUCGUUCUGCCAUUACCAGAGCUAGAAAGGGAGGAUUCGCCAACACCAUGCCUGAAGAAAUCCUUGCUGGUGUCUUCAAGGCCUUGAUUGCCAAGUCCGGUAUUGACCCUGCCAUUGUGAAUGAUAUUGCUGUUGGUAACGUCUUGGCUCCUGCCGGUGGUGCCACCAACGCCAGAAUGGCUGCUCUUUAUGCUGGUUUCUCUGAAGCCUCCGCUGUUUAUACCGUUAACCGUCAAUGUUCUUCCGGUCUUCAAGCUGUUGUUCAAAUCGCCACUGCUAUCCAAUCCGGUCUUAUUGAAGUCGGUAUUGGUGCUGGUGUCGAAUCUAUGACCAAGAACUAUGGUGCUGCUUCUCUUGCCAACACCUCUGAAAAGAUUGCCGAUGCUUGUCAAUCUGCUGCUGACUGUCUCAUUCCCAUGGGUCUCACUUCCGAGAAUGUCGCUAACGAAUUCCACGUCACCCGUGCUAAGCAAGAUGCCUUUGCUGCUAUUUCUCACACCAAGGCCGUCAAUGCCCAAAAGAACGGUUGGUUCAAGGAAGAAAUCUGUCCUCUUGAAGGUACAGUCAUUGACAAGGAAGGCAAUGAGACCACUGUCAUUGUUGACCGUGAUGAUGGUGUCCGUCCUGGUACCAGCCCCGAAUCUUUGGCCAAGAUUCGUCCUGCUUUCAGCGAGACCGGUACUACCACUGCUGGUAACGCCUCUCAAGUUUCUGAUGGUGCUGCUGCUGUCCUUUUGAUGAAGCGUAAGACUGCUGAAAAGUACGGUCUUGCCAUCCAAGGUAAAUACAUUACUUCUGCUGUGGUGGGUGUCCCCCCUAAGAUCAUGGGUGUUGGACCUGCUUAUGCUAUCCCCGUUGCUGUUGAGCGUGCUGGAUUAAAGUUAUCUGAUGUUGAUAUCUAUGAGAUCAAUGAGGCCUUUGCUUCUCAAGCUGUUUACUCUGUUGAGAAGCUCCAAAUUCCUAUUGAAAAGGUCAACCCCAAGGGUGGUGCUAUUGCCUUUGGUCAUCCUUUGGGUUGUACUGGUGCUCGUCAAAUUGCUACUCUUCUUCCUGAAUUAAAGCGUCAAAACAAGAAGAUUGGUGUCACCUCCAUGUGUAUCGGUUCUGGUAUGGGUAUGGCUGCUGUCUUUGAAAGCGAGUAAAAAAAAAAAAAUUAUAAAGAGAAAGAAUAUUAUAUACCUGUUUAAGGCAAAAAAUAAAUAAAAUAAAAAAUGUUGUACAUGUCCACCCCUUAA